Messenger RNA from Neohortaea acidophila, 2136 nucleotides. Its product is annotated as GC-rich sequence DNA-binding factor-like protein-domain-containing protein. Bases 1 to 2136 code for a protein of 711 amino acids. The record is from RefSeq and is a predicted model, not a curated record. NCBI's taxonomy places the organism in Eukaryota, Fungi, Ascomycota, Dothideomycetes, Mycosphaerellales, Teratosphaeriaceae. Gene Ontology annotation, cellular component: U2-type post-mRNA release spliceosomal complex. Gene Ontology annotation, biological process: spliceosomal complex disassembly. The transcript has a single exon. Gene Ontology annotation, molecular function: nucleic acid binding.
AUGAUGGCGAAAAUGGGGUACGAGGAGGGCAAAGGCCUGGGAAAAGAAGGGGAGGGUAUGGUGAAUCCGAUUGAAGUGAAACUACGACCACAAGGAGCGGGUGUGGGGACUAUCAAGGAGAAGACGGCGCAGUACAAAGAGGAGCAGAAGCGCGCUGCGGAGAGACGAGGAGAGGAAUACGAGGGGAGCAGUGAGGAGGAGCGCAGGAAGCGGAAAGAGAGACGCAAGAAGACGCAGGGACUGGCGAAGGCGGAUGGCGGGAGUGGUGCUAGCACGCCUGGUGGUGCGCGACGACCGAAGACCAAGUACAGGACUGUCGCGGACGUGCAAGCUGCUGCGCCUGGACUGGAUGUGCCGCCGCAAAUGCUGAGCUCCAUUAUCGAUGCAACAGGCAGCAGUACGAAGAUGCUCACGAGUGCUGCUGGAAUCAUGGUGCCCGCUUCUGCACCUGUCGACUCGGAGGCAGAGAAGAUUGCCAAGCGAGAGAGGCUGGAGCUGGAGGCUUUUAUCGAGGCAUGGCAUGGGAUUCAAGAGCAGAAGAUUUACAUUGAGGAGCACGGCGGCCAGCAUCAGAUCGAGCUCGACCAGAAGAUGGAUGAGUUGAAGCAGCUUCAGGCCAUCACUGAGCUUGUUGAAGACCUCAAAGUUGUUGAUGUUGUUCCUUCUACGGAUAACGAUGAUGCGCCCUCGCCAUCUCCCUGGGAGAUUCUCAUCGACAAGCUGGAAGCACUGCAGAACAACCACAGACACGAGAUUACACGCCACGGACUUUCGGAAGCCGCCAUUGCAGCCAUAACACCCAAGUUCAAGCAGCGACUAGUUGACUGGGAGCCUCUUCAGAAGCCAGACAAACUGGUACCCGAUCUAAUGCGGAUCAAGCCCAUCCUAGGACUUGAUAGUCAAGACGAAGUGGCAACGACGAACGGCCAUGCCGACCUGGACGAAGCAUACGGCAAGACCAGGAGACAAAAAGCGACCUCUGCCUACGAAACGCUCAUGUACACCAUCUGGCUGCCCAAGAUCCGGAGCGCCGUGAGAGAAUGGAGCGUGCUCGACAGCACACCCAUGACGGCGAUCGUGAAGGCUUGGCGUUCCUUGCUGCCGCCUUUCAUCUACGCGCAUCUUAUCGACCAGAUGAUAGUUCCGAAGCUGGUUGCCGGUCUUCAGCAAUGGGAUCCUCGAAAAAGGAGUCACCAUCACAAACACGGUGCCAUCCGGAACGUGGCCCCUCACACCUGGAUCUUCCCCUGGCUGCCAUAUCUGCCUCCGUAUCACCUAGACGCAAAAGCAUUAGAGGGCCUGCUCGUAGAAGUGAAGCGCAGGAUCCGACACGUGCUCGACAGCUGCGACAUUUCUUCUGGCCUCCUAACCGGCCUGAACGAAUGGCGUGCAUUACUCCAGACCGAGCUCAACAGCAUCCUCAUCAAACACCUCCUCCCCCGCCUAGCACUCCACCUCUCCGCCAAACUCGACAUCGACCCCUCAGACCAAGACCUAACCCCCCUAGAAGACGUCCUAAAAUGGACCGAGCACUUCAAACCCGAAGUCUGGGCGCGUCUCCUCGUCGCCGAAUUCUUCCCCAAAUGGCUCUCAACCCUGCACCUCUGGCUCACGACCGCCGACGCAAACUUUGAAGAAAUCGGCCAGUGGUUCACGUGGUGGAAGCAGCAGAUCCCCGCGACUCUCAGCGCCCACCCCGAAGUGGCGCGCGAGUGGACCAAGGGGACGGAAAUGAUCAAUCGUGCCCUCGACCUCCUCGAACAGGACCAACCGCUCUCCCAACUCGCGCCCCCGGCCGCUGGGCCAGCGAAACCAAUCGCAAAGGAGAUGGCGAAGAAACUCGACGCCCCGGGCCCUGCGGCCUCACGAGCACAUCACCAGCCCGAAGCGACGGACUUCAAAGAAGUCGUGGAGGCUUGGUGCGCAGAGGAAGAUCUGACGAUGGUGCCGAUGCGAGAAGCGCACCCGACUACCGGGCUGCCGCUUUUCCGCAUCACCGCCAGCGCGACGGGGAAAGGCGGUGUGAUUGUAUUUUUACAAGGGGAUGUGUUGUGGGGGCAGCGGAAGGGGGAUCGCGGCGUGUACGAUCCUCUUGGACUUGGGGAGAAGUUGGUUGAGCGGGCUGAGGGGAGGUGA